Xiphophorus couchianus (Monterrey platyfish) is the source of this 6955-nucleotide messenger RNA. RefSeq names its product rho guanine nucleotide exchange factor 28-like. Gene Ontology annotation, molecular function: guanyl-nucleotide exchange factor activity. The record is from RefSeq and is a predicted model, not a curated record. The transcript has 40 exons. The coding region runs from base 137 to 5680 and encodes 1847 amino acids. NCBI's taxonomy places the organism in Eukaryota, Metazoa, Chordata, Actinopteri, Cyprinodontiformes, Poeciliidae. Gene Ontology annotation, biological process: regulation of Rho protein signal transduction.
AGACAGCAGCUGCCCCGAUCUUAUCGCUUUGUUAAACAAAGAAAUGAUAAAUCUGAAUUGAGAGCUUGUCCUAAAGGAAUUAUAACUUACUCCCAGGACAUAUUUGCUGGAGUGUAAAGUCCAAGCUGCUGUAUACAUGGAGCUGAGCAGGAGGAAGGUGCCUCUCUAUGGUGAAGCUAAGGUAUUUGCAUUGCUGGAGGGGUUAGAAACGGUGCCAGAGCAUGCUGAAGUCUAUGUUGUUCUGGAGGGAUCCACGCUGGUCCAUGUAACCCGGGCUCAAAACGAUGUCAUGCUCUACUUUAUUGUGCCAGGACACAAUCUGCCAGAGGAGGUGUCUGUGCAAGCCUAUCUAUGCUCUGAAUCCACGCAGCUCACCUGGUUGGGCGGGGCUUCAUUAGAGUACGUACAGGAUGAUGCUCAGGACUUGGCAGAGCAUAUCAUAAUUCACGGACAUUGUCUGAAUGUCACGGAUCACAAGGAGCUGAGCAGCCUCUUCAGCCUCCGCCAGGAGAGCUCUCGGUGGGCUAUGGAUCGCAAAGUGGCCCUCGCCAUGGCCAACCUGGACAUUCCUCCAAAUUGGAAUGUACUGGGCAGCCACCAUGGAAAUGAACGCAUUCCCAGAGAGUGUCCCCUCCACCUGGCUGUGCGGUGGGGUCUUUAUUGGCUUGCAGAGCUGCUGCUUUGCCAGCCGGGGGGUUUGAUGGCUGUCAGUCUCCCUAACGAAGAGGGAGUCACACCGCUGCAGCUGGCACAGACCACAGGCAACACUGAGCUCCUGGAGCUGCUCACAAACCCACCCAACCCCCUCGCCACUCCUCCAGCAGGUCUGACGCAAGUGUGGGCAGAUCGGUCCCGAUUGCUGCGGUUUUGCCAUGACACCGGGAACCUGACUCUGUCCGUUCGACAAAACCUGAGAUGGAGUUCAGUGGAGAGUCGGUACGCUGAUAUCCUCCUGCUCAGAAACAGGCUCAGAGAUGAGAACUUCCUCAGGGAGAUCAAAGCGCUCAGAAGGGAGCGGGUAGAAACCAUAACAGAGAAGGAAGAACUUGUGGAUGAUCCUGCAGACACUGCUCUGUAUGCUGACAUGAACGAAGAAAAUUCUGCUGAUGAAAAUGUUCUCAACUUCUUCGCUGAGGACUGCGAGGAGCCGUUGAUUUUUGCCCUGAAUGAGGAGGACGAAGAGGACGAUCCUUCACACUCUGACUCUGAGAAAAGCCAGUCUAUAAGGGAGAGCCAGGCCUCGUGCCCGACUCGGGCAGCGGCUGCCAGACUUUCAGCAAUGAUACACGGCAAAGACCAAGUGUACGCCAACGCCAUGCUGGUGGACCAGGUAGACAGAGCUGACAUUAAGUAUCGGUCUCCAGGGGAUGAGGAGGAGGUCAGCCCUUCAUCCUGCUGGGAUUCCUUCUCUCCCACUCUCGUUGAAUCGGGGAAUUGCUCCCAGAAUCGUUCCCAAUCCUCACCCCAUCGCAGGCCAAGGGGAAGUCAGGGCCCAGGCUGGGACAAUGGCAGGGAGGCAUACUCUUGUGUUUCUCCCCCUUAUCCCUUUGCCUCCUCCCCAUCUUUUCCUUCCUCUCCCUUGGCUUCCGCAAUUCGUUUGUUCGAGGGAGGGCAGAGGCGACAGACGCUGACUGGUCCUUCAGACUCUCCAGCUUUGAAGCACAAAGAGUGCAGCUUGACAGAUGCGAGCCGGGGCCUGAGCCCCAGUCUAGAGUGUGACAGUGAAGAAGAGGAUGUUUUGGGCCACUCCUACCCUUGCUCAUCUUCGAAACAGAGGUCCGUCCUGCAGUCCAGCUCUGGAGAAGAAAGAGACUCUUUUGACACUUCACCUGAUUUUAAUCGCUCACACUCUGAAACUGCAAAGAAGUCCAACAAGAAUUCAGAAGAUGCUGAGGUUCGUCUGCGCUCCUACUCCUACUCCUCCUCCUCCCCUAAGGUGAGGCCAUCGCGGCCUCUGCUGAACCGGGACUCAGCUAUCAAUGAUCUGGAAGAAGAUGGCACUUUCAGCAGCGGCGGUCGUUCGCUACUUCAGGCUUUAUCUCUCUCUAAAUCCUUAUCACGUCUCAACCAAGUUAAACAGAGAGCCUUCAACCUGACUGAAACGACGAGAGAAAAGAGGAUUCUGGGUUUCCGUAAGCGGGCCCAGUCAGCAGAGGAGGAGAGCACGACAUCACUCCAACAUCUCACGCUUACAGAGUUCCUCAAAGAGAUUGAGGAUGAAGAGUGGGAUAAAUACAUAAUCCCAUCUAAGGUUGAGUCGGAGAAGUACAAAGUGAGCCGGACCUUCAGCUUCCUAAAGAGCAGGAUGUCCAGUACCCGAAGUAAAACCAAGGUAAAAGGGAAAGAGACGAAGGAGGGAAAAGAGAAGCUGGGAGCGUCUAAUGGGCACCAGUUCGUUCCCGUGUCUCCGUCUGCUCCUACUCUCUGUGUGGCCUGUGAUAAGCCUGUUUCUGGGAAAGAGUCGUUGCAGUGCGCCAACUGCUCUCUGAAUGUCCAUAAAACCUGUCGGGAAUCUGUUGCAGCCUGUGGAAAGAAACUGCAGGAGAGGAAUCUAGUACUAAUGAAAAGCAAGACUAUGUCUCUCCCACAGAGUUUUGCUAAGGAAAGUUCUCCAGCUUCUCUUUUCUCUUCCUCUGCCUGCUCUUCCCCAUCAUCUUCAGCUCCAACAAUGACCAAAGAGAAAAGGGAGACAGUCGCUUCUUUCUCCAAAAGCCAAUCAAUCUCUAUAGACAGCAGAGGCUGGAGUGAAACAGCAGGGGUGGACAGUGAAUGCAACAUGACAGCUUGCACUAACAGCUCUCCUCCUGAAGAAGGAAUACCUGUCACAACAACUCCCCAUUUCACCGACCUACCUAUCAGCACAAAGGAUACUGUUGAUGCUCCUCUGCUGAGUGACCUGUCAGCUGACUUGCUGGGGCUCGAGGCAGAGUCGUGGAGUCUCGCCGUCUCUCCAGUCUUUUGUAGCCAACACGACAGACGCACCAUCAAACGACAAGAUGUUAUUUAUGAGCUGAUGCAGACAGAGCUGCACCAUAUUCAAACUCUGACAGUCAUGUCGGAGGUGUUCAGGAGAGGUAUGCUGGAGGAGCUGCAGCUCGACUCGGACUGCGUGGCCCGGAUCUUCCCCUGCUUGGAUCCUCUCCUGCUUUUCCACAGAAACCUCUUCAGAGCGCUGCAGGAAUGCCGCCAGGCUGCAACACAAACGGACAACUCCCGAAAUUACCUCAUCCAUCGAAUUGGAGACGUACUGCUUCAGCAGUUCUCUGAUGAAAAUGCUGAGAUGAUGAAGCAGGUGUACGGAGAGUUUUGCAGUCACCACAUGGAGGCUGUCAAUGUCUUCAAAGAGCUCCAGCAGCAGAACAAAAAGUUUCAAAACUUUGUCAGACAACAGAGUAAUAACUCUCUGGUCAGACGAAGAGAAGUGCCAGAAUUCAUUCUGUUGGUCACGCAGCGCGUCACAAAGUAUCCAGUUCUGCUAGAGAAGAUACUGCAGUACACUCAGGAUGGAAGCCAGGAACACUCCAACUUGUCAGAUGCCCUGGCUCAGAUCCGUGACAUCAUCACAGCCGUGGAUGUGAUGGUCGGUAAGUAUGAGCGAUCUCAGGAGCUGCAGGAAGUACUCGCCAGGCUGGAAACCAAGAGCUUCGCCAAGCUCAAGAACGGCAAGGUGUUUCGCAAGCAGGACAUGCACACCAAGCACAGAGCUCUGCAGCACAAAGGGCUGCUCUACUGGAAGACUGCCACGGGGCGUCUAAAAGACACUUUAGCUCUUUUGCUCACGGAUGUCCUGGUUUUUCUGCAAGAGAAAGACCAGCGCUUCAUAUUUGCAUCUGUGGACCAGAAGCCUCCAGUUAUUCCUCUGCAGAAGCUCAUUGUUAGAGAGGUAGCCAAUGAGGAGCGAGGAAUGUUCCUUAUCUCUGCAUCCUCCGUGGGGCCAGAGAUGUAUGAAGUUCACACCACCACAAAAGAAGAGAGGAAUGCCUGGAUGAGACACAUUAGACAAGCUGUGGAGAGUUGUCCAGAGGAAGAAGAGGAGGAGGAGCGAACUGCAGAGACAGAGGAAGCCAGACAAGCUGCAGAAGUCAGAGUUCAAAAGAUUAGCAAGUUCCAGGAAACGUUGCUUGGUCAGGACCAGCAAAUCUGCCACAACUUGGAGGAAAAGUUGCAGCUGUACGCUGAUAUUACAGAAUUAACUCUCCGGUCACCAGAGUCUGUCCCACAUCGCCAUCUGCUGGUGGGACCUGCACAGUACUUCGACAUUGAGGCGCCGCGUCAAGCAUCAUCGCUGCUCACAGCUGCACUGAGAGAAGCUGAAAACCUGAUCAACAUUCUCCAGACCCGUGAUGGCGUCCCGGUCCACAGCCAGAACUCUCCUCUCCAAGCCCCAGAGUGCUGCAGCUACAACAGCCACGGCAGCAGCAUUCAGGAGUCUCCCUCUGAACCGGAUUAUCUGAGCACGCUCAGUAUCAGCUCCAACUCUCUGGGGUCUGACAGCGAGUUAGCGGGCAUGGAGAGCGCGUCGUGGAGCUCAGCAGUCGAGCUAAGGAAAGGAGACUCAAAAGGAACACUUUUAAAGGUGGCAGAGAGCGUCCAGAGCCUGACUCAGCUUCUCUACAGUCUGCAGGCAGCUGUGACCCUCCAGGACAGCUUCUAUGAAGUCCAGAAACUUCUUCUUCAAGAGGGAGAAAGACCUCAGCUUCGCAGCAUCACCUCUCUCCAAACCAACUUGGAACAGGAGAAGCAGAGGAGCACUGACAAGAUGAAAGAGGAAAAGAAGAGUUUGGAGAGGAAGAAAGAAGAUGUGGAUGAGGUGCAGAAGCUCCAAGUUAAACUGAAACAAGAGCAGCAUCGCUGGGAAAAAGAAUGUGUGGCCAGAGAGAAACAGCAGACUGACCAGGAGAACGUGUUGGAGCAGCGAGAGCAGCAGUGUCUGUCUGAGUCCGAGCGGCUCCGCUGCGAGCGAGAGGAGCUCGACGCCCAGCUGCAGGAGUAUCAGCAAAACCUGGACAGGCUGAGGGAGGGCCAGAGGAGUGUAGAGAGGGAGAAGGAGAGGAUCGAAGCCCAGCAGAGGCUGCUGCAGAGCUGGAGACACAGCCGCCAGAGCAGCCUGCCCGUCACAAUACCACUAGAUGGAUACAAGGUUCCCACACACAGCCGCACAGGCAGCUUUGAUGGGAACUACUCACUGUUCAAAAACGAGUCGGGUUUCUUCAGCUCCCUGCAACAGAACCACCUCCACCAGCCACCCAUCUACAACCACCAGCACACCCUCUCCACGCAGAAGAAGAAUAAUCCGGACGGGCCGCCGCUCAGCUCAGCCGACCGCAGCGUUAGCGCCAGCCUCUACAACAGCCUCAACACGCUGCUGAGCCAAACGCACGGCAAGCAGCCUCUGUACGGCAACAACCACAGCUGCUCCCGACCGUCCGCUGAUUGCCUCCAUACCUUCAGCAGCAGAGUGCCUUCACAGCAGCAGAGAUGCGGCAACACAGAUUUCACCCAGCUGGAGGAAACACAAACUUCAGGUUCCUGGAGGUCAGGGAUCACAGGUCACGGACCCAUUAAGGAGCACAACUCCUCCUCUCCCUCUCUUACCCCGCUGCUCCCACCCCAGGCUUAUCUCUCCCUCGAAGGACAGAACGGAGAGGAGGAAGUCGAGGAAAAUAUUGUUUACCUCUGAGAAUCCAGGAAGAAGCAAAGCAAGCUGCCAGAUCAGUAUCUGGAAGAAAAGGAUAAUUUAUCUGUGUCUUCAUUGUGAUGUAUCUAUUUAAAAUGGACUCAUGUUCAUUUAAAAAUCAGAAUAUUUAGGCAUUCUGACUGUUAUGUGCCUUUAUGUAAUUCGGUGUGCCUCCUUGGUGAUCAAACCAUUGUGCCUUUUUCAUUUUGAAAAAAAAAAAAUUUCAGUUUAUUUUUUUUUCUUACAUUCUAUCUUAUUAUUUCUUGCACUAAUUUGAAGACAGAGGUACAUUUAACUCAAACAGUUUAAACAGAAGAAUUGAUACAUUUCUCCAAAAGCACUUAAAGUAAACAAUUGUUAUAAAGUCAAUGAAGCUCUGCCCCAGACUGUGUAAUUUUCUGUUUGGCAGUUCUGCAGUGCCAUCUUUGUUUAAGUUGUACAUUUACAACAUAAGUUGUUGUAAGCAUCUGCAAAGGAUACAAAUAUGCUGACAUUUUUUUAUGUAUAUAUAUACAUAUAUAUUUAAUGUUUAUUCUUAUGAAUAGGCUACCUAUGCUCACUGUGUUGAAAAAGGAUCGUAUAUUCCUAAUUUUUUAAUCUCUCUGAAGUGCCAAAAAUAUUGCUGAUGCUGUAAUUGAUGUAAAGAUAAUUGUUUUCUUAUAAUUUAUUUGACAUAGAUCGCUUCACGCACUCCCAAUAUUAAUAAUGUUUUGUUUUUCAAUGUCUCAUUGUGCAUUCUCUGGAGUUAGAAGUUUACACACCCUCAUCCGCGGCAUGAAUGCCAUUUUGAUAUCAACUGUUCAUUUUGCAGCUCCGAUUUAAUUUUCCUUUUUUUUGUCUUUUAUUCAGGUUAAUUCCUCACUAUUUUCAUAUUUUGAAAAUAGUGAGGAAUUACUAUUCCUCACAAGCUGUAUUAUGUCGAACAUAAUACAUCUUCAGUGAUUUUUAAAAAACAAUCACUAGCUGAACAAUUUUGAGUUUUUACACACAAGGGAUCAAAUAUGUUCUUAUUAUCAAUUUGAUUUGUCUCACAGUUCAUAUUUGCAAAUGACAUUUCACCUGAGCUGCACUUAACGUCAGGCACACCUACAAUGUGGGAAUGUAUGUGUGUUUGUGAGAAUGAUUGGGUAAAUGAGGCUGUAGUGUAUAGUAAUAGUUGGUAUGAAUAGAAAAUUGCUGCAUAAAUUCAGUUCAAUUUGAUCAAGUUCUAGUUGUAAGUGGAAAAUUUAGUGAGAUUUGUCACUACUUUGACAAAUACAAGUUCAUGUAUUUCUCUCA